AUGAACUUCGCCAUGACGUUCCUGUUGCUGACUGGUGCGGCGUCCGGAGGACUUGUUCGGAAAAGGCGCGAAUCGUACAGCCUCCCGGACGGGUCCGAGUUCGUGGUGGGCAUGCUCAAGAGUUCUUUCCGGUGCCGUGGCAGCGGUUACUUCGCCGACGUCGACAACAACUGCCAGGUGUUCCACGUAUGCCACGAGAUGCCAAAGAUCAUGGGACCUCCGCGCUACCAGCUAUAUAGCUUCAUGUGCGGAAACAUGACCAUGUUCGACCAACUCACACUCACCUGCACCUACCCGGACGAUGCCGUGCCUUGCGCCAGCGCGCCAGAUUUCUACGCCGUCAACGAGAACAUCGGCCACGAGGAUGCACUGUUCCUCACCGACGAAGAGAUGGGAAAAGCCGAACGGUUCUACGAGGAGGACAACCAAGCUUACGCCGUCUCGAAGGAAGCCACACGCAACGCACAACCCAAAGACAAGUUAACGAAGGAGGUGAAGCCUGCUACCAGGACUGAGCCACCACCGCCGGUCACGCAGGUCACUACGACGACUCCGCCAUCAACGACAACGAGGUCGUACCACAGGUACACGACGGCCAAGUACCAGCGAGCCAAGCAAGUCAGGAAACAAUCGAAGCAGGGUGGCACUGAGGUGGAAAGCACCGCGUUCAUCGCAGGGAACAAAGCCAAGAAAGGAAGCCGUCGGAAACAGUCCAGGGUAGAAGACAGGAGCGAGCAGGUUUCCGGGGACCCUUCAGCGGGUGGCAAGCAAGCCAAGCCGAUCGCAGCUCCUCAAGGGGGUGUAUUCAAAAAGACCGUCAUCCGGAGCAUGUCUCGCUACAAGGGAGCGCACAAGGAGGUUCCCGGACACCGUAAGAAAGCAGCAAGCAGCUUCAGAGAACCAGCACCAGACACGUUGCUCAAGACUCUGGAAGCUGCCUUUGCUCAAGAUUACCCACAAGUCACUGAAACAAGUUAUCAGCGCAUUCCUCGUAAGAAGGUCGUCGUGGUACCCAGAAAAAAAGCAUCUCUGAAGUCGGUAAAAGAACCCACCGAUCGGCCACUCACCCCGACAAAGCUCCAGGCCUCGAAAGACGCUCAGAAGACGACCCUCAACGGGCUUGUCGUGCUCACCAAGGAUUUUAUCCAAUCGGCACCCAAGGACGCAGUGCCCGUUCCCGUGGUUUCCGAGCUUCAGGUUGCUGAACCGGCAGCGAAAAGCAGUUCCGACGGCGUCGACAAAGAAGUUCCCGAGGAACUCAUGAAAGAGAUCGAAAAGGCGCUGAACAAGCAGCUCGAGGGAGCUCUUGCCAGCGGGGAGCGGCAGGCAACAUUUUCAAAAGCACUGCUCAUGAAGGAAAUCGAGGAGAGCCUCAAGAAAGAACUCGAGGCCGGAAAUCUGAAAAAAGAGUCGCAGCCAGGUGACGACCCCGCCAGAAAGCCGGUCCAGCCCGUCGCAAAGCACAAAGAUCAAGCUGAGGUCGAAGGGGCCUCCAAGACGAUCUGA
This is a messenger RNA of Ixodes scapularis (black-legged tick), 1506 nucleotides long. RefSeq lists its product as uncharacterized. Gene Ontology annotation, molecular function: chitin binding. The coding region runs from base 1 to 1506 and encodes 501 amino acids. The transcript is spliced from 3 exons. Gene Ontology annotation, cellular component: extracellular region. The record is from RefSeq and is a predicted model, not a curated record. Lineage: Eukaryota; Metazoa; Arthropoda; Arachnida; Ixodida; Ixodidae.